Molecule: messenger RNA, 318 nt
Organism: Stylonychia lemnae
Lineage: Eukaryota; Ciliophora; Spirotrichea; Sporadotrichida; Oxytrichidae
Source: the annotation of a GenBank genome assembly
AUGUAAAAGAUUUAUGGCACUCACGUCUAAAGCCCACUUUUUGGAAGACCACUUACCAAUGAGGAGAAACUCAAAAAAUACGAGACUUCAAUGAAGAGAGGCACUGUUAAUGACAUGAAAUAAACAAUCAUUGAUUAAUCCACUGACUACGAUGAGGAUGGAAAUCCAAUCCUAAGCAAAAGCCAAAAGAAUGCUCUCAAAGGUGUCUCACUCUAUGGUGAUAUCUACAAGCCAGUUGUUGAAUCCUAUCGUGAGUAAGUCCCAAUGAGAAAUACAAGAAUUGCUGAGAUGCAAGACGAAGAAGAGGAAGACUGGUGA